This is a messenger RNA of Pollicipes pollicipes, 5407 nucleotides long. Its product is annotated as 1-phosphatidylinositol 4,5-bisphosphate phosphodiesterase. NCBI's taxonomy places the organism in Eukaryota, Metazoa, Arthropoda, Thecostraca, Pollicipedomorpha, Pollicipedidae. The record is from RefSeq and is a predicted model, not a curated record.
CGGUGACCCGAACGACCCGGCCGUGCUGGCGCUCGUGAAGGAGCAGAUCGAGGCUUGGUCUGAGCUGAUGAGCCGGCACCGUCACGAAGAGUGGGAGCUGCUGAAGGAACACUACAAGUGCCAGGAGGACAUCCUCAAGAAACUGAUGGAAGUCGCCCAGGCGGCCCAGAUCAAACAGAUCGAGGCCAAGUUCGAGCGAGAGAACAAGGAGAUGAAGGCCCGCCAGGCCAAGGUGUCGGUGGACACGGCCAAGGACGUGGCGCAGGACAAGACGCUCCGCAACAAGGCCGAGAAGGAUCGCCGACUGCGCGAGAAGAACCAGAACAACACCAAGAAGUUCAUCGAGGAGCGCAAAAUGGCGGCCGUGCGCCAGAACAAGGAGUCGGAGAAACUGAAGAAGCAGCACGAGCAGCAGAUGCAAGACCUCUCCAGGGACAUCAAACUGAGCGUGGAGAUGUACGAGCAAGCGGCCGUGGAAUACGAACUGCGCUCCAAGUGUGAAUUCUACGCCUGAAGCGCUCGCGGUCCGUGUCCAGAGACUGACUGUAGCUGGUCGGUCGCCUGGCCGGGUGGAUGCGGCAGAACCGACAGGCUGCCAUCAUUGCAGUCCGUCCUUACAAACUUGCUUCUAUGGACAGGACCCGUGAAGCCAAGACCACAUUUGAAGUACGACUCUGGCGAACCUAACUGCGCGACUUCGUUGGAGACGUCGGACCUUUAGCGUGACCCCAGGUGUUGUGUGGAGCCUUGAAGCCCUCAGGCUCUGCAUCUCUGGAUGCCUGGAUCAAUGCUCAGGGAAAGGAUGGGCGCUCUGUUCUGAGUGUUGCCAUUUUUGAAAGCAUGGUGGGAAAUACAGUAACGGCUAAUGGCUAAAAUGACUAAAACAUAAGUUGUUUGUCAAUGAUGAUGCUAUCAAACGGGCCCUCAAGGUACCAUGUUCUAGUCAGCAUUAUCUAUUUGGGCCAUAGUGAUGUACUCGGCAAUCUAGUAGCUGUCAUUGUGGGGAGAAAGCAAGCACAUUCCUGGAGAGAUUCACUGGCGUCUUGCACCUCCAUUUCUGAGUAAUUGACAACGCACCCUCACAGGAUUAUCUCGGGUCCCAAAGGCCGGCUAUACGAUUGUCGGCACCAUCGUGGCAACGGUGGCCGACCCAUGCGCCGACCCAUGUACCUUGCCAUGUGUAUUUGCACGGUUUUUUAUUGUUAGCUAUGAACACAUCGACAUAUUUAUUAUUUAACAUGCUUAUUCUAUGUUGAUUACCUGUAUUUAACGUGCCAGCUUCAUUUGACGACCUGUGUCGCGUGGGAGAAUAACCGGAAUAAUGGCCAAUGAACAUGACACGCCUUAGCUUGCGCUGACCAGAAAAGACACCUGACUUUUUGUGUUUCUCCUUCACCUCUUGAACCGGUGACCUCUCACAUAUAUUUUGAGGCAUUGUGAGCAAAUAUUUUAUGACCUCGUGAGCAAGGAUUUUGUGACCUUGUGGACAAGUAUUUUGCGACCUCAUGAGCAAGGACUUUGCGACUUUGUGGGCGAGGAUUUUGUGACUUAAUGGUCACAAGGAUGAUCGGGGUGUGCAAUAUGAUGUCUCAGAAAUUAUCCUGCAUAGUUUAAUUUCGCCAAAAAGCUGCAAUGCCAUGGCUGAGCCCUUCCCAAAGAUAUUUAGGGUAAGCGAUGUUUUCCCCCAGUCAAAGGAUAAAACUGGGAGUUAAUGCCACCCUAAUGCCACAUAAUUGAGUUAGAAACGCUGUUUGUUUGUUUGAGCGCGAGAAAUGUUUCAGUGCACCCAGUAACUUGGUUUAAAAAAAGUUUUGGUACGAGAGCGCUUGUUCAACUUGACAGUCUACAUUGCGGUGGCAUUAAAGGCGUCAAGCUGAAGUUGUUGCUUUUUGAGCCGCCCAUUUAUGCUAGGUCUUCUGUUUCUUAGGUUCUCGUCGGCGUCCAGGCUCUGGCGUUGACCCCAGCGCCAUCAGUUCGAACCUAUCGUAUCGGAGCCGUGUUCUCCUCCACCCAAGACGAAUUGUUGCGAGAAGCAUGCAUGCAAUGACUGACUGGCCGGCAGCCGACCCUUGUUUCCACUUUAAUAUCCGCUCAAUAUGAGAGGGGAUUCAAGUUAAAUAGCAAGCUAGAGGGCCUUUAACUUUUCGGGCUCAGUGCGCCAUGACUGAGGGCUGUUACAGGCACAUCUGAGAACACGCAAGUUUCUCCCGUUGUGUGCUGAAACCUAGCGUAUGGCGUGUUGUGUGUGGUAUUUCAUUAUUAGGAAAAGGAAUAAUCGAACCCCAAUGUAUCUAGAGACUUUUUUAUUUUCGGGGCGCAUAUCCUCUCGUGUUUCUAGAAAAUGUAAGCGCAACUCCUGGCCUUUCUGUAGAUUUUGGUUGGGUUUUGACUUAGUCAUGGUUGCAUUUGCAUUUUUUAGCGGUCCUGUCGCGUAAGCAGCAAAUUGUGAUUUAAGGAAUUGCACACCAUUUUUAUCAAAGUUCAAUAAGAAUGAUACCCAUUUUGACUUUUCAAUAAAUAGCUGCGUGUGCAGCCUCUUCUAAAGCUGUCAGUUCGAUUGCCUAGGCACCUACCACAAGACACCAACGCAGAAAUACAAUGUCCUUUAUAGCUGUGCGGCUCCAACACCAAUGGUAACAAGUCAACGUGUAACAGCCCGAAAUGUUUAACGUGUCUCUGGUUACGGCACAUCCUUGUUACCCUGACUAAACUACAGCUUUAAAGGGGGAACAGAGUAUCAGACACCUCCCUGAACAUAACAAUCGAAAUAUCAAGGAGGAAGCUAUAGUGUAACGUGCCAUCGAUCAGCCUCUUGCAGAAUGUCCGGAUGCUGCUCACAUUUAAUCCUGAAAUAUAUGCUUUGAAACGAACCGUUCGCCACUCUGCUGCACAGAAAUGGAGGUGCUAAUUUAUCAUAUCAUUUGUCAGCUUGUGAUGGAUUGCUCGCGCAGCAAAACGACAUCAAAUCGUCCUGCGGCGGGAAGCUACGAAGCUCGAGCUGCGCAUCACAGCAGCUAGACAGGCUUAGUUCGCUUGUUCUUGCCGCCAAUGCCACAUUACUUUCUAGUGUUUUGAGUGAACAACAUGGCAUCGCAUCCCCUAUUUAAAGACUGCAUCGUGUUUUGAAGCUCGGUGAAUUAAUGUUCGUCCGAGAUAACAAGUCAUUGAGUCUCUGUUGAAUAGAGCGGUAAAGCCGCUCCAGUCUGCACUUUGUAGACGUUGUUCACAUUUGUAUUUACUUGAUUUACUGACCAAUGUUAAACACGUGAGCCUACGUUAUUCUAGGACGAUGUGUGUGUGUGCGUGUGUGUGGGAGGGGGGGGGGGUGUAUGUGUGUGUAUGUGUGCUUGCACUCACGUGCGUUAUUUGAUAACUUCACCACUUCACGUGGGCACAGGAAGAUGGGCAGCUGUUGCAUUGCGCUGCACGCCGUCACUGAAGUAACGUGAUGCGCCAACUGAGAAACUCGACGGCUAAGGCUGGUUUCAACCGAUCUUACACGAAGCAAACAGGUAUAACCACGUAGAGUUGAAAUGUUCCGGAAGUUUUGAUGCGAAUAUUCUCGUGCCGAACGCAGUUCCAGGAUAAUCCAGAUUGGCCCACAUAAAACCUAACAUACCUUUUUUCUCAAGUUUUGCGUGCAUUUGGCGCACAACCAGGAAUUUAGUCGUGCAACAGCAAACAAAAACAUGACUGAGCAUUUCUCCUUGUUUUCAGAGAAGCAUCUUUUGUCGAAUGACGAACUGACGGAUGUUAGAUCACAUAUUUAUUCGUCUGCGUUUGAUCAUGUCUUGCCAUGAGCUGAGCACUCGAAUGACACCAGUCUUCAUUGCGCGAGAAAAACGCUUUGCACUCCUGACCAAACUUUGGAUUAACUUUUACCUCGGUCACCUCGCAGAAUUCUCCUACGCCAUUGAAACGUUCAAGGUUUAUGAAUAAUUGAAUGCUGGGACCAUACACUCCUUUAGAGGAUUCUUUGAGUUGUUGUUUUGUAUAUACACCCAAAAACACGCCAGACACCAAAACUAUCACACGCGCUCAUAAAGGAGGGCAUUCAGCGCGGCCUCAUCCUGGCAUGCACUGUAGUAAUCAUUAACGCCUCUCACUGAAAACCUAGCCCAGUCUUUGAGCGUAGUUCAAGUCGACGUCGCAAAGAUAUCGGUAAUCGGCUGUAUUAACAGCUUACUGUAUUAUCACCGUUUAAUCACUGUGAUUCUCAUGUGGUUUCCCAAGCAAUACCCUAACGUCAUUUAACAACAAAGCUUUGUUAAACAUUGAAGUGGCUGAGAAUGUAUAGCUAACUUGAGCGUGAUGGCGUUUUUCCUUGUCACAUCCGUGUCUCCGACCUGCUAAUUGUCUCAGCAAUCGGGCCUUUUGACAGACAACUGUGCCAAAUCCAGUACUUCCUCGUUUCGAGCUUAGGAAUCUUCCCUGUCACUGUUUCUCCUUCAUAGCGCGCUGUACGGCCUGUUACAUAUUUAAAUGCAAAAUAAAUGCGCUUUAUGUAUGACCAGAUCGUUGUCGUUAUCUGUAUGCUGCCGAUGAAAUUGUAAUGGAAUACAUGAUAAACGGAAACUUUGUGUUCUGCAUUUCGGUGUACAUGCCUUAACACUGAUGUAGCAUCGUUCAUUUGAUGCAGUGUUAUGCACUCUGUACUCUGAGCUUCUGAGAAAAAAGACGGAUUUAUUCCGGGACUAGCGGUCCUCCUAGCAAAGGGCAUCAAAACCCACGUGACCUUUCUGAAAUACAUAUCAAUGCUAUUUGAUUUCGUGUCUAAACCACUGAUGAGAGAGUUUGUUACCGCACCCGGUGCAUGAAAAAGUCAGGGUGGUAAAAUGGUUGCUCGAAGCAAAAUCAGUCGCCAUGACUCAAACUUAAAACGGUACUUAGGACACAAACCAAGUUUAAAUGUCAAUGUACAACGCGAAAAGCACCAUGAAGACACGCAUUUCAGCGUCAUGUGAAGAAGUUUAUCACAAAUGGAGGUCUUGAAACAUAACUGGUAAAAGCUGUCGACGGAAACGAGCCAAAGCCAUCUCGGCCGAUAUUACAAACGAAAGAAAAGGGUUCCUGCAAAGCCUCCACAAAUACUUCUGUCAACUCGGGCAGGAGCAAGCCGCGGUGAGGCCACUGUGUUGAGGCAGACAAAGCUCAGUCUGCUCAGUUACAAAGUGAAAUCGCAUCAAAAGCAUCAUCACCAAUCGGUUGCAACGGACGCCUUCGCCGCAAUGCCUGAUUCCUACGUCCGUGCGAAUCCAGCCUAUCGUUCAUUGAUCAGAUUUGGUUUGGUAGCAAAGCGCAGUUUCUUUUGCUCAGAAGCUUAGGAACCAAAGCAAUCGUUUUUGGUCUACCGAAGCUGCCUAUGAAGUUCGCGAAGCAUCACUGCACACUGAAAAAUGCGCCGUCU